GAUAUUGUAGCAUCGGACAAAGUAUUCGUGUGUACCAGUCCAUACAUCCGUGUUGAUAUAAAGUAAACCACAAUAGUUUUUCCCGCCGUUUUCGAACUGUGACAUGAGCAAGUCUUCCGAACUCUUUGAAAGUUGUUGUCAAGCGCUAGUAGAUUACCUACGCAGUCAUAAACUCGGACAACUGCAGUAUCCACCUGAAUUUACAGCAAACGUUACAAGAGGUCUUCGUCAGCAAGCAGGCUUUUUCAAAGAGGAGGAUGGAGUGCUCUACCACAAGCAAGUAGACUCUACGUCAAACACCAUCAACCUUCAGCGGGUAAUAGUGUCGAAAGAAGAAAAACUGCGCGUCAUUCAAGCUUGCCAUGAUAGUAUUGAUGGCUGUCACGUUGGUCGCGACAAAUCCUCAGCAAGGAAGUACUUUAUCAGAAAUGUCAGGGUCUCCUUGAAUCUGUUCCAUUCUUUCAGAAUGCUGAUCAUGGCUUUGUUUCAUCCAUUCUUACUAACCUGCAGUUGGAAUUGUUUUUGCCUGACGAUGACAUUGUUCAAGUUGGAACAAUGGGAAAUAAGAUGUACUUUAUCCAACGUGGACUUGUUGAUGUGGUGGACAAGUGUGAUAGAGUUUAUGCAAGAUUAGCUGAAGGAGCUCACUUUGGAGGUUAGAUAACUGAGAUUAGAUGUUCUUUAGUUGGCAACUGUAUGUGCUCAUCUGAAAUAGAGUGCAUUUUGUCAGAAUGAUGUACAACGUCAGUUUAGAUUGUAUAUGUUAAUUGAU
Molecule: messenger RNA, 772 nt
Organism: Corticium candelabrum
Lineage: Eukaryota; Metazoa; Porifera; Homoscleromorpha; Homosclerophorida; Plakinidae
Exons: 2
Coding region: 104-634 (176 amino acids)
Source: RefSeq, a predicted model, not a curated record